CUAAUAAUAUUAUCACAAAACCUUUUGCAUCGCCAACGUUUAUUUCUAGUAAAGUGUGCAGAAAGUAGCUACAAAGAAGAAGUUAACCGCAAGCCAUGACAACAUGCAAACCCUACUUUUCAAUUAUUAUAUAUCACCGUUUACACAUAUAUAUAGAGCUAGAGAACCAAAAUAUAUGUAACUUGAUUGCAUGUUAUCCAUUGAUAUAGCAGGAAUGAAGUCACUUAUAAUAAACUGUUUGAGAAACAAGGAGAGAACAAAAUAUGGAAAAUCGAAAACGAAGAAGCCCAGCAAUAUAGCGAAAAGGUGGAAGAUUUUGAGCGGUGAAAACAACUGGAACCACCUGUUGGAUCCAUUAGACAUCGAUCUCCGCAGAUACAUUAUUCACUACGGAGAAAUGACUCAGGCGGCCUACGACAAUUUUAACUCCGAGAAGGCGUCUAAAUACGAAGGAGGCAGCCGAUAUUCCAUGAAGAAUCUGUUCCGUGAAGUAGGGCUUGAUGUGAACAAUCCCUUUAAAUAUCGGGUCACGAAGUAUCUGUACGCGACCUCGUCCACUGAAGUGCCUGAGUCGUUCAUAAUUAAGCCAGUUUCCCGAGAGGCAUGGAGCAAGGAGUCGAAUUGGAUUGGUUAUGUUGCGGUGGCCACGGAUGAAGGCAAGGAGGCGCUUGGGAGAAGAGACAUUGUUAUUGCCUGGAGAGGAACGAUUAGAACGCUAGAAUGGGUGAAUGAUUUUGAGUUUGUAUUGGUUUCGACGCCCAAAUUAUUUGGUAAUGAUGUUGAUGCUAAGGUUCACAAAGGAUGGCACUCUAUUUAUACUUCGGAUGAUCCUAGAUCACAGUUCAAUAAGAGUAGUGCCAGAGAUCAGGUUAUCGGAGAGGUUCAGAGGCUAAUGGAAGAAUACAAGAAUGAAGAGAUUAGCAUAACUACUACAGGUCACAGUCUAGGAGCCGCCGUCGCAACUCUGAAUGCAGCUGAUAUCGUUGUCAAUGGAUUCAACAAGCCUAAAGAUCAGCCGAAUAAACCAUGCCCGGUGACAGCUAUUGUAUUCGCCAGUCCUCGUGUUGGAGAUUCCAAAUUUAAAGAUCUUUUUUCAAAUUUGAGUGAUCUUCGAGCACUACGUGUCACAAAUAAUCUAGAUGUUGUUCCAAAUUAUCCUAUAAUAGGUUACUCGGAUGUCGGCCAAGAGCUAGCCAUCGAUACCACUAAAUCUCAGUACCUGAAGAGCCCAGGAAACUUGUCAAGUUGGCAUAACAUGGAGGGUUAUCUGCAUGGAGUUGCUGGAACACAAGGCACCAAAGGAGGAUUCAAGUUGGAGGUUGAUCGAGAUAUCAGCCUAGUUAAUAAGAGUGAGGAUUCUCUGAAAGAUGAGUAUGGGAUUCCAGUGUCGUGGUGGAUCGAGAAGAACAAGGGGAUGGUUCAACAAGAUGAUGGAUCAUGGAAACUGAUGGAUCAUGAAUUUGAAGAAUUUUAAGAGAUUUAGAGUGCCAUGAACAUUGAUUUAAGGAGGUCAAUAACCCUUUUUUUUCACUUUAUUUCACUACUUGUUUCCUUAAACUUUUUAACCGUAUCAUUCUUUGUGGGUUUUGUAAUUAUAAUUACCAUACUUCUUUUUUUUAAGAA
Molecule: messenger RNA, 1623 nt
Organism: Daucus carota subsp. sativus
Lineage: Eukaryota; Viridiplantae; Streptophyta; Magnoliopsida; Apiales; Apiaceae
Product: phospholipase A1-IIgamma-like
Biological process (GO): lipid metabolic process
Molecular function (GO): glycerophospholipid phospholipase A1 activity
Source: RefSeq, a predicted model, not a curated record